This is a messenger RNA of Ogataea polymorpha, 3283 nucleotides long. RefSeq lists its product as uncharacterized. NCBI's taxonomy places the organism in Eukaryota, Fungi, Ascomycota, Pichiomycetes, Pichiales, Pichiaceae. The transcript has a single exon. The record is from RefSeq and is a predicted model, not a curated record. Bases 1 to 1845 code for a protein of 614 amino acids.
AUGAACUCCCACCUUAAUAACACGGGUGACAACCAAGAACUGAAACACCCUCCACAUUUCAAAAACGUAUUCUCAAGUAAGGAUUCUAGCCCGGUUGGUGCUCCUGAACAAGAUACGGAUGCCAUGGAGGUAGUCGAGAACAGAAGGCCGUCUGUCGUGGUGCCCACUAAUCUGGACGCCUCCAUGCUGAACACGCCUUCGACGACCGCACAACCGCACAAUGAAUCUAAUGUUACUUUUACAUCUCAGAUGCCUUCAACAUCCGAGAUAAGUUCUUCGUCGACUGAAAACCUUCUUUCGCCGCCCUCGUCCAUAGACAUUCCCCAUCGGUCAAGAUCAUCCUCUAAGACUUCAAAGAGACUUAGAAGAAAAAGAUCCAAGUUUUACAAAGGAGCGGCUUCCCAACGAUCCACCUCACCCGCUUUGCUCACAAAUAAUUUGCCCAUAUCCAAGAGAUUCAGAUCGCGGUCUCUUCCAAAUAUUUGGAUCCCCUCACACAAGCAAACCAAGCUGCUCAUUGACGAUUUACAGCAAAGGCAACCUUCUGAAAAGGUUCCUGUCCCUCCGGUCAAUCUCCAAUCGAUGCACGAGAUCGAUCUUCACGAGAUCCUGAAAAAUCCGCAACUGCGGCAUGACAUCUUAUUUGAGCCCCAAUUACAGUUUAGACCUAACCUUGAUGGCGAACGUGGCAAACGGAAACGGAUGCAAGGCGACAGAUAUUGGUCAGCCGUCAAAGCCGAAAUCCGUCAUUUGAUGAGCUCGGAAAAUCUUAUCGCAGACAACUCGAUCAUCGUUGUUAUGUUCCAGACGCUGAAGGAUAUCCUGUUGAGUUUGUUGCCUUCCAAAGAUAAGGCCAAUGUUGAAGAGAUUAUGGAUAUAUCUCUUUUGGUUCAGGAGCUGAACUCCAAAUGUUUCAAUUUCAUCAAGUUUUCGAACUGGAUCUCCACUAUAUUCAAAAUGCACUGUGCACCAAUGAGAGACUCCUGGGUGGACGAAAUGAACUCCAUAUUCGAAAAGGCUUGCUCCACUUCCCCAAUAAACGUAGACCAAAUUGUCGAGGGGCUUCAUGUUCUUUUCUCUAUCCUCGAGGCUAUGAAACUUGAUGUUGCCAAUCAUCAGAUUCGCAUUCUUAGACCGCUACUUUGCUCGACUGCAGUGGCUUUCGAAAAAGAAUAUUUUCAAACCAUCAUUAGAAAGAACAAAAUCAACCUUAACGGAAGUUUGGACUGGUACAGAAAGUCCAAACAACGUUGCAAUGGCGCAGAAAGCAUACAGCAAGUUCUUAGUUACGGAAUUUUGAACUUGCUUUCGUGCUCCCAUAUGUGCUCAGAAUUCCCUGACACACUCACCUUUGACCACUCAAGAUUGGUGAUUUUGAGAGCCGAUAUUCGUCAACUAAUUUGCAUCAAGAUUUGCCUAAUUCUCUACCAAAAUCUUGUGACCUCCCAUAGGUUGUCCACCGCCGAAUAUUGUUCCGCAGACAAGUUGCAGCAGCUGAAGAAGGAAAUCUUAAGCAUUAUUGUUGACGAGAACGGAAACUCCAAGUGGACAAGAAAUCUCAACAACCUUGCUGUGCACUUGGUCAGUAAGGCCAGCCAGGAUACGAGCCCUUCCAAAGUGAAGUUUUGUUUCAAUUGGCUUCUCAACCAGACUCAACCAAUCUCACAAAUAUAUUCCAUGUUAGAACAAAAACUGUUAGACAAUGUCUGGAGAAGCCUCAAUACUGGUGAUAAGAGUGGGCUCGAACAAGAAGUUAUUAUCCGCGAGGAGUUGAACGGAGUGGCCGAAAGACUAAACCGCAUCGUUGAGUUCCAUGUGAGCGUUUUCGGGGACAUCUACAAUUAAAUGACUGUUUUAUUGCUUUUGGUUUAUAGAAUAGUAGGCUAGGGAUGUUAGGUUAUGCAUAUUUACAAAAAAUCUAAACUUAUUCAGAAUGACAUACUCUGGCUUAUGAGUUUGUGGGCUGGGAUGGAGUCCGUGGAUCCCAGAGCUGCCAAUCCUACUGGCUUAUCGCGCAAAUAGCGCUGACACCAGUCAACAACGUCGUCCUUGCUGAUAUUAUUCACAAUUUCAAAGAUUUCUUCGGGAGACAAUCUGCGGCCAGUAGUGACCAAUUGACGGCCAAUAUCCUCAGCUAUAGCAGUGGUUCCAUCCAAAGACAAGAGCAAAGAGCCCUUUAGCUGAGACUUUGCUGUUUCCACUUCUUCGAUCGAGAAGUUUCCAUUUCGCAGUCGGCUCCAUUCUCUUAGAAUACAGUCUAUCACUGGGUAGCAUGUCUGUGAUUUAUCUACCACAACAUAUGUUCCCCAAAGGCCUGUGUCGGAGUAAGAUGUGGAGAAUGACAUGAAAGAGUUGCACAAGGGCUCUCCCUGUCCGGAAGCAACAGUUUUUGCUAAAGGCGUAGGAGCAACAUUUGUUGCUCUAUCCCAAUUACCCACGAUAGCUUGUGCAACAAGUGCUUUGAAAUAGUCAUCGGAAGACCACGAGCAGCCCUCCACGCAGAUGGCGAAGUAGGUAUUUGGUAAUGACUCAUCCUUGACCUUAAUUUCUUCACCGUAAAACUUUGGAAGAGCUCCGCGGGGGGUCCCGAGUGGCAAUGGUCUUUCGGACAAAGGCACAUGUCCAAAUGAUUUCUCGGCCAGCUCAACAAGUUGUUCGUGUUCCACCGCACCUGUUCCGACCAAAACCAUCCUAUCGCCCUUGUAGUUGGUUUGAAUGUAGUUUUUCAAAUCGUAUUGCGUGAUAGACUUGAUAUUUUCUAUCGGGCCUAAAAUGGUUCUCCCCAGAGGCUGGCCCUUGAACACAACUUCGUGGAGUCUGUCGAAAACAACCUCGUCGUACAUUUUAUCAACCUCCUCACUUUCUCUGAUAAUCACAGGCCUUUCCUUCUCAAUAGCGGUUUUCUCAAGCUUCGAGCGCGUGAGGAUAUCCGAAAGAAUGUCAACUGCUCUUGGAAUGUCUUCUUUCAACGAUUUAGCAUAAUAAACAGUAUUUUCUCUAGAUGUGUAUGCAUUCAAGUGGGAGCCGCAAUUUUCCACUUCAAGCUCCAGGUUGAGCUGUGUUCUGUUAUUGGUCCCUUUGAAAGCCAAGUGCUCAAGAAAAUGGGCUGUUCCAGAAGUUGAGUCGCUCACAUCUGCUCGAGAGCCGGCAUCGAUCCACACCCCGACGGUGGCGGUCAACGAGUUGGGAAUCUUCUCUGUCGCCACCGUUAGUCCAUUUUUCAGAACUGUGGUUCUUGUUGUGGGUGAGGCUGUUGCAAGGCCACGUAUACCCGCAGGGCGAG